Messenger RNA from Fraxinus pennsylvanica, 2784 nucleotides. The record is from the annotation of a GenBank genome assembly. Lineage: Eukaryota; Viridiplantae; Streptophyta; Magnoliopsida; Lamiales; Oleaceae.
AUGGCUGAAUCUGUUGUAUCCUGUGUAAUCAACAGUAUUAGUGAGUUGCUGAUUCACGAAGUCGAAUUCUUACACGGUAUUCGAGGCCACCUUGAGCAAAUACGAACGAAGCUUAGGCGUCUGCAGUGUAUCUCAAAAAUUGCAGAUGCCAGACAAGAUGAAGAUGAGAGGAUCCAUAAUUGGGUUGCAGACACCAGGGAGGUUGCUUAUGAUGCAGAAGAUUGUCUAGAAUUCUUUUCUGUUGAAAUUGCAUCGAGAAAGGAACACAAUGUUUUAAGAAGAUCUGCUUUUCUGUGGAAGGAAGUUAAAUCCUUGCACCAUCUUGGGCCAAAAAUCCAGAAUAUUGAAACUAGGAUCUCUGAUCUGGAAAAGGAUUUGCGAGUUAGUCAUAUAAGUUCUAUAUUUAAAGGAGAAAUUUCAAGUCCUCGUUCUGAGAGACGCCAACAGCUAAGAAGAUCUUAUUCUCAUCAUGAAGAGGAUUUUGUUGGAUUAGAAGAAGAUGUUGAGAAAUUGGUAGCAGAAUUGGUGAAGGAAGAUGGUAAAUGUCAUCAUGUCGUCUCCAUUGUCGGCAUGGGUGGCAUAGGAAAGACUGCGUUGGCCAGAAAGGUUUAUUAUCACGCUGAUGUUCGGAGUCAUUUUCACGCAGUUGCUUGGGCUUCCAUAUCUCGUCAAUGGCAUCCAGGAGAUGUUCUGCAAAGGAUCCUUAAUAAACUUGUACCAGAAAGUAGGGAACAAAUUAACACGAUGAAAGAUAUUGCAGAGCUCGUCAAGGAGCUUUUUGAAGUUCAGAAAAGGAAAAAAUGUCUGGUUGUGCUGGAUGAUAUUUGGGAAAAGGAUGUCUGGCGUAGCCUCAGACCUGCCUUUCCUAACAGGAAGCUGGGUAGCAGAGUAAUUGUCACAACGCGUAACAAAGAAAUCGCAGGAGACAUUGAUACAGAUACGACAUGUUUUCUUUAUGAACAAAGAUUCUUGAAUGAGAAAGAGAGUUGGAAGCUCCUUCUGAAGAAAGCUUUUGCUGGUACAAUUAUUGCAGGUAAACCUGUCUUUAAAUGUGAGGAUGAAGAUGCACGAUCAAGCACGUCUAGUACAAGCAGCUUCCACUCUUGCUUAAGUGAAAAUGAAGAGGAUGAAGCCAUGGGUUACCCCAAGAUGCAAUGUUCUGAAGAUGGUAUUCAAGAUAUGGAGAAACUUGGAAAGGAGAUGAUUGGACAGUGUGGAGGAUUGCCGUUAGCUAUCAUUGUGCUUGGGGGACUUCUCAUGACAAAGUCUACACUAAAGGAAGAAGAAUCCAUCAUGGACAUGGCUGAACGUUAUUUACAUGAACUGAAGCAAAGGUGCAUGGUUCAAGUUCAAGUGGAGGAGUCAACUGGUAAGUUCAAGUCUUGUCAACUUCACGACCUAACAAGAGAGUUAUGCUUGUUAAAGGGAAAAGAGGAAAAUUUUCUGAAAAGGAUUCCUUUUUCACAAGAACCGGAACUAGUAGGUUCCUGGUCUUCAUCAUCUAGGACAUCAGCCGGUGUUACACGCAGACUAUCCGUUACUGUGGAUUCUGAUUUUGAAACCCAUUUUCCUCUUAAACAGGAGAACUUGGAUCGUGUUAGGUCAGCAUUGUUCUUUUCCAGGCAUACUGACAGAAAACAUCAUCACUCAUUGACCUUGCUUUGCAAUGGUUUCAAACUGCUUAGAGUUUUAGAUCUUGAAAGGUUUGACUUUGGUAGAAAACUGUCCAAUGCUAUUGGGGACUUAAUUCACUUGAGAUAUUUGAGUUUACGAGGUUCUCAAUUUUAUAAACUGCCAUCAUCUAUAGGUAAAUUGAAAUUCCUGCAAACACUGGAUUUACGUGUACCUUUUUUUGUCUGUUUGACUAUACCUGAUGUCCUAUGGAAGCUGAACAACUUAAGGCACUUGUAUCUUCCUCCUUCUCACAAGAGUAAAGAUAAAUUGAAGCUGAGUACUUUAAGUAAGCUGGAGGUUUUGAAAAACUUUGAUACACGAGUUUCUGAUGUUAGCGAUAUCCCCAAAUUAACCCGACUUCAGAAACUGUCAGCAAUUUUCUCUCUGGCGAUGGAGAAUCUGGAGGCAAUCAACAAUUAUCUCAGGAGAAACUCCAACCGUCUCAAGGACUCUUCUUUCCGUAUCCGCUAUGAUUUUAAGUCUGACAAAGACUUAGCUCUUUUAAGGGAAAUGGUAGGGUAUACCCAUCUCCGUAAAAUGGAUUUGAAUGGCUGUUUAAAAAAUCUACCAGAACAUGGACGUUUCUCUGAAAGUCUCACCAUGUUAACCUUAAGAAACAGCAGACUUAAGGAAGAUCCAAUGGCUGUUCUGGAGAAUCUGCCCAAGUUGUAUUCCUUGGUCUUACGUCGUGAUGUAUUUCUGGGGAGUGAAAUUCAUUGUUCUUCAACUGGUUUCUGCCAACUUAGAACUCUUGUAGUCCAGGGAAUAACUACCUUGGAGAAUUGGAGGAUAGAGAAAGGAGCUAUGCCUAAUCUUCAAUAUUUAAAAAUAGAUGAAUGUGUUAACUUGAAGAUGGUUCCUGAAGGAAUUGAAUUUGUCACUACAAUCAGGGAACUGGUGAUAGCUAACAUGCCUGAAGCCUUCAAGCGCAGGGUUCAAAUGGUGCAGGAGGAAGGAGGAGAAGAUUUCUACAAAGUUGAACACAUUCCUUCAAUUACCAUUAUUGACACGAGCAGAGGCCUCAUUAGAGAAUCGGAAAAUCAGCUAACAGAUAAUGCUUUCUCAGGACUUCUCAGAAAUUUUUAUCCUUCAGUAGUACCAAAGAAAUGA